CUCACAUUCACCAGCUGCCACCCAACAUCCAGAUCAUUCAACCUUAAAUUGGACUGACCUCACACCCCUACCUCCCUGGAGUUUGUGCAUCUCCUGCAUCCUGGUCACACAGCAGUUCCUCUGGUUUGGAACGGGAGUGACACCACAAGAGGAGGAGAAAGUUUAGAGAAAUGGGGCUUGCGGCAAUCUUUUGUGUGAUUUCUCUGCUAGCUUUAUCGAUCUCUUCUCCUACAACUGCACAGACUCCACCAGCCCCAUUCCUACCUCCAUCUCCAGCACCUGCUCCUGCGCCUGCCCCACAUUUCGUGAACCUCACGGAGCUGCUCUCUGUCGCUGGCCCUUUUCAUACCUUCCUCAAUUAUCUACUACAAACUCGAGUCAUCGAAACAUUUCAGAACCAAGUUAACAACACCAAACAAGGCAUCAGUAUCUUCGUUCCCAAGGAUUCAGCUUUUGCAUCGCUUAAAAAGUCUGACCUUGGCAAUCUUACCCAAGACCAACUCAGGAUCCUCUUCCUCUACCAUGCCUUCCCCAAGUACUAUUCUCUAUCCGAUUUCAAGAACCUGAGCAAUUUGAAUUCUGUCAGCACAUUUGCUGGUGGGCAGUAUGCUCUGAACAUCACUUAUACGUUUGGGCUCAUCAGCAUCGGUUCGGAUUGGGCAAACCCGAAGAUUACUAGCAGUGUCUACUCGACAGCCCCAGUGGCUGUUUAUGAGAUCGAUGGGGUUCUGCUUCCAUUAGCAAUCUUCAGCUCUGAUCCACCACUAGCACCAGCUCCGGCGCCAGCUCCGGAGGCCACGAAAACAUCGGAUAUAACUCCAACCCAAAGUGCAAUCGGUGCUGCACCCAAAAGCUCCGAGUCAUCAACCAGUGGUGGCUCUUCAUACAUCGCCAGUGUUCCUCUCUUGAACUGCUUUGUUUUUGCUCUUUCCGGCAGUUUGAUGCUUACUAUGUGAGGAGUUGUGCUACCUGGAAGAUACUAUAAUGCAUAUGCACGUUCACUGCC
Messenger RNA from Musa acuminata AAA Group (dessert banana), 1006 nucleotides. RefSeq names its product fasciclin-like arabinogalactan protein 7. The record is from RefSeq and is a predicted model, not a curated record. Gene Ontology annotation, biological process: plant-type secondary cell wall biogenesis. Gene Ontology annotation, cellular component: plasma membrane. The transcript is spliced from 2 exons. NCBI's taxonomy places the organism in Eukaryota, Viridiplantae, Streptophyta, Magnoliopsida, Zingiberales, Musaceae. Bases 171 to 956 code for a protein of 261 amino acids.